This is a messenger RNA of Bolinopsis microptera, 4096 nucleotides long. RefSeq lists its product as uncharacterized. Bases 65 to 4096 code for a protein of 1343 amino acids. The record is from RefSeq and is a predicted model, not a curated record. The transcript has 7 exons. Lineage: Eukaryota; Metazoa; Ctenophora; Tentaculata; Lobata; Bolinopsidae.
AGGUCAUGAUUCAACCGGAGAUGGAGCAAUGAAGAGGAGGAAAUGACGAUGUUUUAGUUGAUUUAUGAGCUGCGACACCACCUCUCCCCGGCUCACUAUUGUCAAGCAAACCUACGGUCGAAUCAACAAAGCGAAGAAGGUUUCAAAUGUAGAUAGGAAGUGUCGUGGUACUCGUGUGUCUGGUGCUACUCCUGCUGCUUCUACUCCUGCUGCUUCUACUCCUGAUCCUCCAGCUAUCCCGACCACGCAACUGGACAUUAAACAGGAGCCUAUACAGCCUCCUCAGAUACUCUCAUAUCCGUAUCUUGAUAAGAAGUUCGUUGCUCCAACUCCAACAAUCUCCAGUGUCACGUUGCCUUCUGGUGGACCACCUUCUCCUCAAAUACAGACAUCUCUGCUCCAGUUCACUUCCCCUCGACCUCAGCCACCUAAAUCUUUAACUCUCACCCCUCCGCGGUCUGUUCCUAAUAUACUGAGGAGGACUCCAGUCAAGCAAGGAGGAUCUAGAAAACCAACGACCCCUAAGUCAAAAUCAGUGAAUUUAUCGCCGAUACUCUACUCUCCCAAGAUUAAGAAGAAAAACCCCUUCUUUAACGAUGCCCCGGAAGGGAGUGACUUGUCCGAACAAGCGCAUAUCAUAACCUCCUACGUGAAGGUGGCACCUCACAAUAAGAUAACACCUCAAAACAACAAAACUACUGGUACUCAGUGCAACAUAAACGUGCCCCGAGUUAUGCAGGGAGCCUCCUCAAGCAAAUCACCACAGAAACCUGGUUCUAGCGGGGAAAGGGUUAUAUGCGAUGUGGAGCUGCAGAGCGAGAAGGUGAUGAUGGUAUCUCACACGGUUAACGGCUGUGUUUAUAGUGGGAUACUAGUAGCAGAUACUCACAGGCAUAGUGCGGCUUCUCAGUGUGGAUAUAUUUCGGAGCAGUUUCCUUCGCAAUAUCACAAAAAGUUAAAAGCUAAGCUAGGAUUGUCGUUCGAAAGUGGCUGUGAGUCGGAGAAUUCUGACAAUGAAUGUACCAAAACGAAACUACAGAAACUAAAAUACUCUGACUACAAGUCGAUGAAGAGCUCUAUAGUAGGUGCCUCUGCUGACCCCGUGACUGAAGCUACAUUCUCUUACCAUUCUGAAUCCUUACCGGCAGUUACACCAACAUCUCGUCAGAAUACCGCCUUUCAGAGCACUUCCCACCACAACAAGAAGUCUAUCGAUGGAGUAGCUAAUUUUCUUCAGGAGGCCGCAUCAGCACCGGUGGAUACUGCAGCAACAAAAACCAAAGAAGUUACUCCUAAAGAAUCCGCCGAAAAGAACUCUAAGCAACUUCAGACAAAAGGUUUCAAGCCAUCUCAGCCAAGAUCCAAUCCUAAUAGCCCAAAAAAGCAGAAACUUGAAAAAGCUAAAAUUGUCACCGAAAAUUGGCUGGACGGGCUCGAGCCGAACAAGAUCAAGAAACCUAAAUUGAAAUUUGGUGAAAUCGAGCCGAACAAGAUCAAGAAACCUAAAUUGAAAUUUGGUGAAAAGUUCAUCACACAAAACAAACCUCCAAAAGAGGUGAAUGUAUGCCAUAACACCCAGUCUGAGGACCCAGCCACGGUGCAGAGGAAGUUAGAAGAGGUUUCACAACAUUUCAGGAUGCGGUCACACUCAAUUGAUGACCAAAAAGUGCUAAGUUCGGUACUUGCUGAAAACUCCGCAAAACUCCCUUUCGUUGAUUUAGAGUGGCCCAUGUGGUGUCCCCGUGAAUUUAAACUGGAGAUAACUCCAAUUAAGCGGGGCAAACCUGCUCGUUUCAAGCUCCACAAUAACGGCUCCAAAAGAAGAAGGACUGAGUCAAACGAAACUGAAUUUAAGGAUACAUCUGAAGAAAUGUUCACGGAGACCAAUAACCCUUUCGGGAUCGGAGAUGUGGUGAUUGCCAAAUAUACACCUGGUCAGGGGCGGCCGUACUGGCCUGGGAAAAUACUCUCUGUAACAGGUCUGACAGUAUGUGUGCUGUUCUACAAUACGUCAGAGGUGAUGCAGAUAGCUAAAUGUAACGUGGAGUGGUUCUAUGAUGGCUGUAAAGAACACAAGAUAUCUCUCAAUCCUGCCAACUCCAGUACCGAGUGGAAAGAGGCGGUGGAAGAGGCUGAGAGUGAUGUUAAGAGCUGCAUUGGACGAGAGAGUGUUGUGUGGGGAUUAUACGAGCAGGACUGGUGGCCUGCUAGAGUACAUGACAUCCACCAGCAAACGUACACGGUAGAGUGGCUGGAUGAUAACAUACCCUUCAGGUACACUGUAGAGUGGCUGGAUGAUAGCAUACCCUUCAGGUACAGGGUAGAGUGGCUGGAUGAUAACAUACCCUUCAGGUACACUGUAGAGUGGCUGGAUGAUAACAUACCCUUCAGGUACACGGUAGAGUGGCUGGAUGAUAACAUACCCUUCGGGUACAGGGUAGAGUGGCUGGAUGAUAACAUACCCUUCAGGUACACGGUAGAGUGGCUGGAUGAUAACAUACCCUUCAGGUACACGGUAGAGUGGCUGGAUGAUAACAUACCCUUCAGGUACAGGGUAGAGUGGCUGGAUGACAACAUACCCUUCAGGUACACGGUAGAGUGGCUGGAUGAUAACAUACCCUUCAGGUACACGGUAGAGUGGCUGGAUGAUAACAUACCCUUCAGGUACACGGUAGAGAGGCUGGAUGAUAACAUACCCUUCAGGUACACGGUAGAGUGGCUGGAUGAUAACAUACCCUUCAGGUACACGGUAGAGUGGCUGGAUGAUAACAUACCCUUCAGGUACACGGUAGAGUGGCUGGAUGACAACAUACCCUUCAGGUACACGGUAGAGUGGCUGGAUGAUAACAUACCCUUCAGGUACACGGUAGAGUGGCUGGAUGAUAACAUACCCUUCAGGUACACGGUAGAGUGGCUGGAUGAUAACAUACCCUUCAGGUACACGGUAGAGUGGCUGGAUGAUAACAUACCCUUCAGGUACACGGUAGAGUGGCUGGAUGAUAACAUACCCUUCAGGUACACGGUAGAGUGGCUGGAUGAUAACAUACCCUUCAGGUACACGGUAGAGUGGCUGGAUGAUAACAUACCCUUCAGGUACACGGUAGAGUGGCUGGAUGAUAGCAUACCCUUCAGGUACACGGUAGAGUGGCUGGAUGAUAACAUACCCUUCAGGUACACGGUAGAGUGGCUGGAUGAUAACAUACCCUUCAGGUACACGGUAGAGUGGCUGGAUGAUAACAUACCCUUCAGGUACACGGUAGAGUGGCUGGAUGAUAACAUACCCUUCAGGUACACGGUAGAGUGGCUGGAUGAUAACAUACCCUUCAGGUACACGGUAGAGUGGCUGGAUGAUAACAUACCCUUCAGGUACACGGUAGAGUGGCUGGAUGAUAACAUACCCUUCAGGUACACGGUAGAGUGGCUGGAUGAUAACAUACCCUUCAGGUACACGGUAGAGUGGCUGGAUGAUAACAUACCCUUCAGGUACAGGGUAGAGUGGCUGGAUGAUAACAUACCCUUCAGGUACACGGUAGAGUGGCUGGAUGAUAACAUACCCUUCAGGUACACGGUAGAGUGGCUGGAUGAUAACAUACCCUUCAGGUACAGGGUAGAGUGGCUGGAUGAUAGCAUACCCUUCAGGUACACGGUAGAGUGGCUGGAUGAUAACAUACCCUUCAGGUACACGGUAGAGUGGCUGGAUGAUAACAUACCCUUCAGGUACACGGUAGAGUGGCUGGAUGAUAACAUACCCUUCAGGUACACGGUAGAGUGGCUGGAUGAUAACAUACCCUUCAGGUACACGGUAGAGUGGCUGGAUGAUAACAUACCCUUCAGGUACACGGUAGAGUGGCUGGAUGAUAACAUACCCUUCAGGUACACGGUAGAGUGGCUGGAUGAUAACAGUAUGGAGCUACUUCCUCUCUCCUCCCUCUCUCCCUUCCUCUUAUCCUACAGUGUAAGGUACAGUAAACAGUGCGCUCAAGACUUUAAAAGCUACCAGAGAGUGGUAGAUAGGGCUCACUCCCUCGCUCUACGGAUGUUGCUGGAUACUCACACUCAACUAACACAACCAGCACUUCCAACGCACCACACUUAA